ACUAUUUUUGUUUACAUAUAUAUUCAAGUUUGUGGAUUAGAAAAUACUCGUAGAUUUUACAAUCCCAACCCAACCUCGUGCCCCGUCGAACGAGAUCUUUAGGAUCUUGAAUACUACGCAGUAAUCUUCCCUCAAUCAAACAUUCUUAUACAUGGCAGCGGAGUCGAGUAAGCCCCAGUCAGUCUACGAUUUCACCGUUAAGAAUGCUAAAGGAGAGGAUGUUGAACUUAGUGCUUACAAGGGAAAGGUCCUUUUGAUUGUGAAUGUUGCAUCACAGUGUGGCCUGACAAACUCAAAUUACGGUGAAUUGAAGACAUUGUAUGAGCAAUACAAGGACAAAGGUUUGGAGAUUCUUGCGUUCCCUUGCAACCAAUUUGCUGGCCAAGAGCCUGGCACAGAUGAAGAAAUCUUGGAAACGGCAUGUACCCGCUUCAAGGCUGAAUUUCCCAUUUUCGGAAAGGUUGAUGUUAAUGGUAAGGGUGCUGCUCCGCUUUACCAGUUCUUGAAGGCAAGCAAAGGUGGAUUUUUGGGCAAUGAUAUCAAGUGGAAUUUUUCUAAAUUCCUUGUUGACAAAGAGGGAAAGGUUGUGGAUCGCUAUGCUCCCACUACAUCUCCGUUAAGCAUAAAGAAGGACAUUGAGAAACUGCUGCCCCAGACAUCUUAAACCUGUUCUACUCCUCCCAAAUGAUAUGUGUGCUAUUAUUGUUGUUGAUGAUGUUGCUGAUAUUUCACGCCUUAAAUUAAAUUAUGAAAGUCCAAAAUGUGGAUGUGAAUAAAUGCAAGCCCGCUUUGUAGUUGCUUGCUAGUUGCUGCAUAUAUAUACAUCGUGGUGUAUUUUAAAAGGGGUUAAUCCUUGUAUUCCCUGCCGUCAAUAAUUCAAGUAUUGACUAUACGUCUAUACCAAUAUGAAAUUACUGUAAUUUUCUUUCAAUCUAGUUUUUGUAUGGGGAUUGGACAACAAUACUACAAAAUGAAAACUCAUGAAUAAAUAUAAGAUGA
Cuscuta epithymum is the source of this 999-nucleotide messenger RNA. NCBI's taxonomy places the organism in Eukaryota, Viridiplantae, Streptophyta, Magnoliopsida, Solanales, Convolvulaceae. The record is from the annotation of a GenBank genome assembly.